CUUUAUAUCUUUCAUCUCUUCUAUUCCUAUAUCUCUCGUGUAGUGUGAGUGGAAUGAGUGUGAACCAAUCAUUUCCCAUUUUCUCACUUAAUCAUUUUCACUCUUUCCUUAUAUGUAAAGACCAACUUCAACUAAUUCACUUCCACUUGUGUUACACACCAAAUGAUCAUUUUUCUAUUUGAUAGAUAUCCCUUCCUGUUAAAAUCUCAGAAAACAAAGCCAAAGUGAGGGACUAGCUAGCCAGUCAUGGGAUCUGAGGCAGAGCAUGAGCAGAGCAGCAUGCUAAAGCUUACCUUGUUCUCUGUUCCAGCAACGCAAAUGCAGUCACCAGAGCGAUCAGGGAUGCUAACACCUCCUAUAAACACCUCAGCUGCAGUCCCAUUUCGCUGGGAACAAGAGCCUGGAAAGCCAAAACUUUGCAACGCACUCAUCACCUUCGACAACAAGUGCUUGGUUCUGCCUCCAAGGUUGCUAACACCCUCUCCUUAUGUGGCCAGCACCAGAUUCCGCUCUCCAUCUUUUAAAAUGAGCAAAGGAUACAAUUGUUAUGGUUCUUCUUUUAGUGCUGACAAUAAAGGGCUGCUUGGACCUAUGGUUCUCGUCAAAGACACUGAUCGGUGGUUUGGUUCUUGGAGGAAAAAGGCCUUCAAGGUCAAAAGAGAGGUUGCUGGAGGUAGUCAUGUCUUUCCAUCUUCUGAUGCCACUGCAGACACUCACAACAAGCUCAUCAAAUGUUCUGGGAGCACUUCUAGUUCUAGCCUACCCCAUGACAAGUAUCCGUGAGGGCAUGAAGCAGGUGGUUCCAUCAUGGAGGAGUAAAAAGUUGAAGAAAGAUGGGAGUGCCCUCAGGCUCUGAGAUUUUUCUGCAUACCAUUGUUUGGCCACAAAUAAUUUGUCAGCAGUGCAGCUGUAGUACAUUUUCUUUGUGACGUGACUGUGAGUGUCUGCAUGAUAGAAAGUGGCAGACAGAACCCGUUUCUUGUGUGAAUUUUUGCUUUCGCGUGUGCUAAUUUGUACAGAAAUUUUAACCUAUCAAUUAUGGUCGUAUUAGGAGGAGGUAUCUCUGUCACUGUGUAGCAAUGUUGUUGCAAUUGCCUCUGGGUACACUAGUAAGCUACACAAAUGAUGCAAUGUCUGCCUUCCCCUAAAAAAAUAAGCUUAACCUUUGCAUGUCAA
Molecule: messenger RNA, 1176 nt
Organism: Lotus japonicus
Lineage: Eukaryota; Viridiplantae; Streptophyta; Magnoliopsida; Fabales; Fabaceae
Exons: 2
Coding region: 247-783 (178 amino acids)
Source: RefSeq, a predicted model, not a curated record